CUUCAGACCAGCACAGGAAACCUGCCCUCUAAUCAAACCAACUGCUCAAGUGCUGAAUCAGUUGGUAAACAGGAAUCCCAUCAGCUCCUGCCCUUUACUCAGUACAGCUCACACCAGCAACCUGCCAGAAUAGCAGACCUAUUGAUAGAGCAGAACAGGCCAACAACUCUUUAUGAACUUCAGAAACAACCUCCUGUCAUAUCACAUAUCAAG
This is a messenger RNA of Ilex paraguariensis (yerba mate), 213 nucleotides long. Lineage: Eukaryota; Viridiplantae; Streptophyta; Magnoliopsida; Aquifoliales; Aquifoliaceae. The record is from the annotation of a GenBank genome assembly.